Dicrocoelium dendriticum is the source of this 19978-nucleotide messenger RNA. The record is from the annotation of a GenBank genome assembly. Lineage: Eukaryota; Metazoa; Platyhelminthes; Trematoda; Plagiorchiida; Dicrocoeliidae.
AUGGACGGUGGGACCAAAGUUCAGAGAGUGCCACUGGAUGAAUAUCUCAGCGAUUUGCGGAGCUCCGCACAAACGCUCACUUGUGGGUACACGCACCAAGCGCUGGAUGAUGAACUUCAAUACCAGAGCUACCUAAAGGAAAAAAUAGACUUGGUGCAAGACAGCCCAGCAUCAAACAACCUUGCUGUCGAAAGCGAACUUCGCGACAUUUCAAAUAUUAUCGAUGUUAAUCAAGAGUGUUUACAUUACCUUGGAGGCAUCACGAGUUUGGAGGAUUUUUAUUCAGAUAUCACAGCAUUUAACACAAAGCGUGCUCUGGCCUUGGUAUCCCAACGGAUGGGUGCAAAAUUUUGGAAAAGGAAAUUAUCCGGUAACGUGAAAAGAGCCUGGCAAAAUCUUGGACGGUACUCAGAGCUGGUCACCCUGCAUUUGAAACAUGCCGCUGACUUUCAUCAACUCUAUUAUGACGCCAGACAGAUAGAGAUGCAGCUGAAUGAAAGGUGCCGAAAAUUCAUACGUUCCAAAAAGCAGUACAAUUGGAACCGAUGCACUGGGUCGGUGGUGGAAGCCCGUGAAUUGGCCAACCUGUUAAAAGCUGAUUAUGAACAUUUGAAUCACCUGGCCGCCAAAGCAGGAGAAAUUCUGGAUCGAUCUUCUACAAUUGUUCCAAUACAUCUUCGGCAUGCGAAGUUAGAACACCCCGUUAAGGGUAUCAUGCUUUGUGACUAUGAGACUCCAAUGUUCAAACUCUGUGCCGGAGAUGAAGUGUUGGUACGCACCUCGUCAAACGAGGUGGGAGAAGGUCAUCCUGACGUGAAUGAAGUCGCGACCAAUGGGACAUCCACGGUAAGCGAAUCGGUACACGACGAAGAGUCAGGUGAUUUGACACAUCAGAAACCAGAACGCCUCCAAGAGAGAAUGGCAAAGACCCCAUCCCGUCCAUUCGGUUGGGAGAGAGAGGAGUCAACAACGGUCACCAGUGACUCGAACACCGGUGUCAGUGCUUCCUACCUCACAGGCUCAUCGCAUAGGAAGCCGACGGCGGAUAAGUUGCAUUGGUUUGUGCGCACUCCGGACGGUUAUGUGGAGAGUCGAGUACCUGCGGUGUGCGUGCUGAUCCCUGGACCAGACACAGACGCUUGUCAGCGAGCCAUCGCUCUCAAUCGGGUUCUCUUGGCUGCAUGGAAAGACAUAAUUGACGAAAGACUGGCAGUUUGCCUAGAAUUCUUCCGGAGAUUUCUACAACAGCUUUGCGACAGUGAGUGCAUCGUCACUGCGAAUGACGAAGAGUUCAAGCAACUGCUGCACGAGCUGAUCUAUUCUCUCAGCCUGCCUCCAACAGCAGAAGGUGAAACAGCGAACCGAGAAUUUCUCAGCUUGAUUGAACAAACCCAGACUCAUUGGGAGAAGACGAGACGAGCCGAUCUGUCAGAAUCCACAAAUGGAGUGCAUUUGGGACUAACUGAUAUUGCGGCUUUUCACAGUGUUCUAGUGUGGAUGAAGAUCAACAUGAAGGCUAACAGGGAAUAUGAGGAAAAAAUGCACUCACCAGCUGACGUCCGACAGGCAAUGGAGCAAUACAGCACAGAUACCUUUCGAAUAACUGAGGCAAUCGAGUUGCUCAGUGAAACUAUCAAGAAGGACCGGCGGAAGGUUGACGAACUCUUGCAGCAGCUUCGGUUCUGGAAUCAAACUGCUUCAACAGAGCUCUCUGAGGUAUUGACGCCAUCAUUGGAUGACUCAAGGGAGCUUCUCAUCAGCUCUGGUUCAGAAGUCUCCGAUUCAGAUUUUUCUGACUUGGGAACAGAAACAGAAAUCACCAGUUCCCCAGCAUAUUCAGAAGUGAUAUUCAGAAGCGAUCGAUACGCGUUUUACACAAAACAACUAUACACGAAUGGAGGAAAUUUUCUGCCGGCUAUUUUCACGCAUGAUGAGCAGACGCUUACCAAUUCGAUUUACAGCGAUGGCUACAGCACUUCAGAAACCGAAAAUGACUUAAGUGAAGAGGAGCCGCUUCCUUUUGUGGAACUAGAUAAAAAUUUGAAAGAGAUUGCCGGCGAAGAAGUGAGUGAAAUGCAAGCCGGAGGUGUCAUACCUUCAAAGCGGCCAACCAGAUUCGUGAGCACCACAAACCUUGACAUGAAUGUGAUGAUCGAACGUGAACUAGACACUCAGCGCAACCGUCACAGGUGUUACAGAAGUCGGCGACAUCUGGAAGCACCGGCAGCUCAGGCAAACUAUUCUGUUGUGUACAUUGAGGUUACAAGGGAUGAACAGAGGGAUACAGUUACAGAACAAAUUGGUGGAAAUCACCGUAGCAAGGAAACUCAAACCGAACAAAGAGUAGCUGCGCCGAAAACGUUGAAAAUGAAGGAGCUAACUGAGGUCGAGGAGGAGGACAAAACUGUCAUAAGAAAAAAGGAAAUCAAAACACUUACGUCUGUCAAAAGACAAACAAACGAGGUCUCAGCACAAGCAAAGCCAUUGUACGUAGACAGGGCAACAGAUGUGCAAAUCAGCUUACAAGAGACAAUGGUACAGGAUACAAGAAGCAUUCCUUGUACCAGAGUUUGGUGGCGAAGUAAACAGAAACAAAACUUGCAUCAGGAAAGUAGAGAGAAGACCGCAGAUGUUCGAAGAAGGAGAUCAGCAAGCUGGGAUAUCACGCACGAUACUGAAGCGGGCCACGAUCAUUGGCGUCUGACUAAAAGUGAAGAAAGGAAAUUUUCAGCAACACGGAAUGAAGUACACAGAAAAUUAAAAAACUACGUAGACAAAGUAGCAAUGUACAAAACGCGUGAGACAAAAGCAAAAGAGGAAAAGCAAGCAGAAAAAGAAGGAGCAAGGAAACCAGAAGAACAAAAAGUUACAAAAUGGACAGCGCAAGAAGAAAGAACCCCAAAAAAGAAGGCAGACACAAAAGACAAUCAAACAAGUACACAAAUAGAAAAGCCCACACUAGACAUGGCAACACAAACGCAAGCAUACACAAAGAUUGAAGCGGUGCAAGUAUCAAGCGAACCAAAAGAAAAGAAAAGUAGAACAGAGCAAAGAAUACUGGAUUUGACAAAGGAAAAAGACGAUAAAGAGAGAAAAGACGAAGAAAAAAGAACGACGGAAAAAAGCGAGGAAGAAAGAAAGCAAAUCCAAGGAGAAAAGCAAAUAAAGGUGACAAAGGAAAUAAGCAUGGUUGGCGUGAGAGCGGAGGGAUUGGAAGAGCCUGGAGAGGAGUUGGAGCCGACGAUGCGACGUAUUCCGUUGUUGGAGGAGGAUCGGAAGCCGGGGUUGGCAGUGAGUGGUGCAAUGAUCGACGCAUGGUGUUCGGUCAGUUUGUCGGACUGGGUGGAUUCGCAAUUGUCAGUUCGGCCACCUGCGAUGCCGACGCGAGUGUGUGGUGUGCAGACGGAUGCGGUGUUGCAACCGGAGGGUGUGAGUGCGCUGGUGGACCGGUCGUCGGUGUCGGUGAGCACAUUGGUGGGUGUGUACGGAUCGGAGAGCACAUGGACGCAGACUGCGGAGGCGGAGGUGGAGUCGACGCGUGUGUGGGUUUCGGAUCGUGUGGACGUGACGCAAUUGACGAAGCCGGCGUUGAGCUUGAAAGGUGCUUGCGUGCAAGCCAGUUUGUUGACGUCGCCGCUUGUGGAGGCAGCCCAGCACGUGUUGAUGGAGAUGCGAAGUGGUGUGUCACAGACGCCGAUUGUGUCCGAUACUGGUGUGUCUGAUGCGGAACGUGUGCGCAUGUUGGACGUGUGUACGAGUUACGCGCUGGGUCGAGUUGAAGUGUCGGAUGAGAAGUCCUAUGUGAUGCAUGCGGACAAGCGGUUGUGGUCUGGUCCGCCUCUCAUCGAGGCAUCUACGACGAAUGCGCAGUUCGGUGUUCGCGACAUGCGGUCGGUGUCGGUUGUGGAGCCGACGGAUGCGCGACCUGGUCACUGUUCCACCUGUGGACAACGAUUGUGGAUGGAGACGGAGCGUGGUGAGAUGGCGACGGAUGUGGAUCGCCGCAAACCGGAGUACAUGGAGGCGAGUGUUGGCGCGGACUAUGCGGGUGUGGAAGGGUUGGAGCGUGUAACUGGUGUGGUGAGCAUCGGGCGUGCUGACGGGACAAUGCAGACGAGACCGGUGUUGUCAUAUUAUGUGACGGAUGAGGGCCACAUGGUUGGCGUGAGAGCGGAGGGAUUGGAAGAGCCUGGAGAGGAGUUGGAGCCGACGAUGCGACGUAUUCCGUUGUUGGAGGAGGAUCGGAAGCCGGGAUUGGCAGUGAGUGGUGCAAUGAUCGACGCAUGGUGUUCGGUCAGUUUGUCGGACUGGGUGGAUUCGCAAUUGUCAGUUCGGCCACCUGCGAUGCCGACGCGAGUGUGUGGUGUGCAGACGGAUGCGGUGUUGCAACCGGAGGGUGUGAGUGCGCUGGUGGACCGGUCGUCGGUGUCGGUGAGCACAUUGGUGGGUGUGUACGGAUCGGAGAGCACAUGGACGCAGACUGCGGAGGCGGAGGUGGAGUCGACGCGUGUGUGGGUUUCGGAUCGUGUGGACGUGACGCAAUUGACGAAGCCGGCGUUGAGCUUGAAAGGUGCUUGCGUGCAAGCCAGUUUGUUGACGUCGCCGCUUGUGGAGGCAGCCCAGCACGUGUUGAUGGAGAUGCGAAGUGGUAUGUCACAGACGCCGAUUGUGUCCGAUACUGGUGUGUCUGAUGCGGAACGUGUGCGCAUGUUGGACGUGUGUACGAGUUACGCGCUGGGUCGAGUUGAAGUGUCGGAUGAGAAGUCCUAUGUGAUGCAUGCGGACAAGCGGUUGUGGUCUGGUCCGCCUCUCAUCGAGGCAUCUACGACGAAUGCGCAGUUCGGUGUUCGCGACAUGCGGUCGGUGUCGGUUGUGGAGCCGACGGAUGCGCGACCUGGUCACUGUUCCACCUGUGGACAACGAUUGUGGAUGGAGACGGAGCGUGGUGAGAUGGCGACGGAUGUGGAUCGCCGCAAACCGGAGUACAUGGAGGCGAGUGUUGGCGCGGACUAUGCGGGUGUGGAAGGGUUGGAGCGUGUAACUGGUGUGGUGAGCAUCGGGCGUGCUGACGGGACAAUGCAGACGAGACCGGUGUUGUCAUAUUAUGUGACGGAUGAGGGCCACAUGGUUGGCGUGAGAGCGGAGGGAUUGGAAGAGCCUGGAGAGGAGUUGGAGCCGACGAUGCGACGUAUUCCGUUGUUGGAGGAGGAUCGGAAGCCGGGAUUGGCAGUGAGUGGUGCAAUGAUCGACGCAUGGUGUUCGGUCAGUUUGUCGGACUGGGUGGAUUCGCAAUUGUCAGUUCGGUCACCUGCGAUGCCGACGCGAGUGUGUGGUGUGCAGACGGAUGCGGUGUUGCAACCGGAGGGUGUGAGUGCGCUGGUGGACCGGUCGUCGGUGUCGGUGAGCACAUUGGUGGGUGUGUACGGAUCGGAGAGCACAUGGACGCAGACUGCGGAGGCGGAGGUGGAGUCGACGCGUGUGUGGGUUUCGGAUCGUGUGGACGUGACGCAAUUGACGAAGCCGGCGUUGAGCUUGAAAGGUGCUUGCGUGCAAGCCAGUUUGUUGACGUCGCCGCUUGUGGAGGCAGCCCAGCACGUGUUGAUGGAGAUGCGAAGUGGUAUGUCACAGACGCCGAUUGUGUCCGAUACUGGUGUGUCUGAUGCGGAACGUGUGCGCAUGUUGGACGUGUGUACGAGUUACGCGCUGGGUCGAGUUGAAGUGUCGGAUGAGAAGUCCUAUGUGAUGCAUGCGGACAAGCGGUUGUGGUCUGGUCCGCCUCUCAUCGAGGCAUCUACGACGAAUGCGCAGUUCGGUGUUCGCGACAUGCGGUCGGUGUCGGUUGUGGAGCCGACGGAUGCGCGACCUGGUCACUGUUCCACCUGUGGACAACGAUUGUGGAUGGAGACGGAGCGUGGUGAGAUGGCGACGGAUGUGGAUCGCCGCAAACCGGAGUACAUGGAGGCGAGUGUUGGCGCGGACUAUGCGGGUGUGGAAGGGUUGGAGCGUGUAACUGGUGUGGUGAGCAUCGGGCGUGCUGACGGGACAAUGCAGACGAGACCGGUGUUGUCAUAUUAUGUGACGGAUGAGGGCCACAUGGUUGGCGUGAGAGCGGAGGGAUUGGAAGAGCCUGGAGAGGAGUUGGAGCCGACGAUGCGACGUAUUCCGUUGUUGGAGGAGGAUCGGAAGCCGGGAUUGGCAGUGAGUGGUGCAAUGAUCGACGCAUGGUGUUCGGUCAGUUUGUCGGACUGGGUGGAUUCGCAAUUGUCAGUUCGGCCACCUGCGAUGCCGACGCGAGUGUGUGGUGUGCAGACGGAUGCGGUGUUGCAACCGGAGGGUGUGAGUGCGCUGGUGGACCGGUCGUCGGUGUCGGUGAGCACAUUGGUGGGCGUGUACGGAUCGGAGAGCACAUGGACGCAGACUGCGGAGGCGGAGGUGGAGUCGACGCGUGUGUGGGUUUCGGAUCGUGUGGACGUGACGCAAUUGACGAAGCCGGCGUUGAGCUUGAAAGGUGCUUGCGUGCAAGCCAGUUUGUUGACGUCGCCGCUUGUGGAGGCAGCCCAGCACGUGUUGAUGGAGAUGCGAAGUGGUAUGUCACAGACGCCGAUUGUGUCCGAUACUGGUGUGUCUGAUGCGGAACGUGUGCGCAUGUUGGACGUGUGUACGAGUUACGCGCUGGGUCGAGUUGAAGUGUCGGAUGAGAAGUCCUAUGUGAUGCAUGCGGACAAGCGGUUGUGGUCUGGUCCGCCUCUCAUCGAGGCAUCUACGACGAAUGCGCAGUUCGGUGUUCGCGACAUGCGGUCGGUGUCGGUUGUGGAGCCGACGGAUGCGCGACCUGGUCACUGUUCCACCUGUGGACAACGAUUGUGGAUGGAGACGGAGCGUGGUGAGAUGGCGACGGAUGUGGAUCGCCGCAAACCGGAGUACAUGGAGGCGAGUGUUGGCGCGGACUAUGCGGGUGUGGAAGGGUUGGAGCGUGUAACUGGUGUGGUGAGCAUCGGGCGUGCUGACGGGACAAUGCAGACGAGACCGGUGUUGUCAUAUUAUGUGACGGAUGAGGGCCACAUGGUUGGCGUGAGAGCGGAGGGAUUGGAAGAGCCUGGAGAGGAGUUGGAGCCGACGAUGCGACGUAUUCCGUUGUUGGAGGAGGAUCGGAAGCCGGGGUUGGCAGUGAGUGGUGCAAUGAUCGACGCAUGGUGUUCGGUCAGUUUGUCGGACUGGGUGGAUUCGCAAUUGUCAGUUCGGCCACCUGCGAUGCCGACGCGAGUGUGUGGUGUGCAGACGGAUGCGGUGUUGCAACCGGAGGGUGUGAGUGCGCUGGUGGACCGGUCGUCGGUGUCGGUGAGCACAUUGGUGGGCGUGUACGGCUCGGAGAGCACAUGGACGCAGACUGCGGAGGCGGAGGUGGAGUCGACGCGUGUGUGGGUUUCGGAUCGUGUGGACGUGACGCAAUUGACGAAGCCGGCGUUGAGCUUGAAAGGUGCUUGCGUGCAAGCCAGUUUGUUGACGUCGCCGCUUGUGGAGGCAGCCCAGCACGUGUUGAUGGAGAUGCGAAGUGGUGUGUCACAGACGCCGAUUGUGUCCGAUACUGGUGUGUCUGAUGCGGAACGUGUGCGCAUGUUGGACGUGUGUACGAGUUACGCGCUGGGUCGAGUUGAAGUGUCGGAUGAGAAGUCCUAUGUGAUGCAUGCGGACAAGCGGUUGUGGUCUGGUCCGCCUCUCAUCGAGGCAUCUACGACGAAUGCGCAGUUCGGUGUUCGCGACAUGCGGUCGGUGUCGGUUGUGGAGCCGACGGAUGCGCGACCUGGUCACUGUUCCACCUGUGGACAACGAUUGUGGAUGGAGACGGAGCGUGGUGAGAUGGCGACGGAUGUGGAUCGCCGCAAACCGGAGUACAUGGAGGCGAGUGUUGGCGCGGACUAUGCGGGUGUGGAAGGGUUGGAGCGUGUAACUGGUGUGGUGAGCAUCGGGCGUGCUGACGGGACAAUGCAGACGAGACCGGUGUUGUCAUAUUAUGUGACGGAUGAGGGCCACAUGGUUGGCGUGAGAGCGGAGGGAUUGGAAGAGCCUGGAGAGGAGUUGGAGCCGACGAUGCGACGUAUUCCGUUGUUGGAGGAGGAUCGGAAGCCGGGGUUGGCAGUGAGUGGUGCAAUGAUCGACGCAUGGUGUUCGGUCAGUUUGUCGGACUGGGUGGAUUCGCAAUUGUCAGUUCGGCCACCUGCGAUGCCGACGCGAGUGUGUGGUGUGCAGACGGAUGCGGUGUUGCAACCGGAGGGUGUGAGUGCGCUGGUGGACCGGUCGUCGGUGUCGGUGAGCACAUUGGUGGGCGUGUACGGCUCGGAGAGCACAUGGACGCAGACUGCGGAGGCGGAGGUGGAGUCGACGCGUGUGUGGGUUUCGGAUCGUGUGGACGUGACGCAAUUGACGAAGCCGGCGUUGAGCUUGAAAGGUGCUUGCGUGCAAGCCAGUUUGUUGACGUCGCCGCUUGUGGAGGCAGCCCAGCACGUGUUGAUGGAGAUGCGAAGUGGUGUGUCACAGACGCCGAUUGUGUCCGAUACUGGUGUGUCUGAUGCGGAACGUGUGCGCAUGUUGGACGUGUGUACGAGUUACGCGCUGGGUCGAGUUGAAGUGUCGGAUGAGAAGUCCUAUGUGAUGCAUGCGGACAAGCGGUUGUGGUCUGGUCCGCCUCUCAUCGAGGCAUCUACGACGAAUGCGCAGUUCGGUGUUCGCGACAUGCGGUCGGUGUCGGUUGUGGAGCCGACGGAUGCGCGACCUGGUCACUGUUCCACCUGUGGACAACGAUUGUGGAUGGAGACGGAGCGUGGUGAGAUGGCGACGGAUGUGGAUCGCCGCAAACCGGAGUACAUGGAGGCGAGUGUUGGCGCGGACUAUGCGGGUGUGGAAGGGUUGGAGCGUGUAACUGGUGUGGUGAGCAUCGGGCGUGCUGACGGGACAAUGCAGACGAGACCGGUGUUGUCAUAUUAUGUGACGGAUGAGGGCCACAUGGUUGGCGUGAGAGCGGAGGGAUUGGAAGAGCCUGGAGAGGAGUUGGAGCCGACGAUGCGACGUAUUCCGUUGUUGGAGGAGGAUCGGAAGCCGGGAUUGGCAGUGAGUGGUGCAAUGAUCGACGCAUGGUGUUCGGUCAGUUUGUCGGACUGGGUGGAUUCGCAAUUGUCAGUUCGGCCACCUGCGAUGCCGACGCGAGUGUGUGGUGUGCAGACGGAUGCGGUGUUGCAACCGGAGGGUGUGAGUGCGCUGGUGGACCGGUCGUCGGUGUCGGUGAGCACAUUGGUGGGCGUGUACGGCUCGGAGAGCACAUGGACGCAGACUGCGGAGGCGGAGGUGGAGUCGACGCGUGUGUGGGUUUCGGAUCGUGUGGACGUGACGCAAUUGACGAAGCCGGCGUUGAGCUUGAAAGGUGCUUGCGUGCAAGCCAGUUUGUUGACGUCGCCGCUUGUGGAGGCAGCCCAGCACGUGUUGAUGGAGAUGCGAAGUGGUGUGUCACAGACGCCGAUUGUGUCCGAUACUGGUGUGUCUGAUGCGGAACGUGUGCGCAUGUUGGACGUGUGUACGAGUUACGCGCUGGGUCGAGUUGAAGUGUCGGAUGAGAAGUCCUAUGUGAUGCAUGCGGACAAGCGGUUGUGGUCUGGUCCGCCUCUCAUCGAGGCAUCUACGACGAAUGCGCAGUUCGGUGUUCGCGACAUGCGGUCGGUGUCGGUUGUGGAGCCGACGGAUGCGCGACCUGGUCACUGUUCCACCUGUGGACAACGAUUGUGGAUGGAGACGGAGCGUGGUGAGAUGGCGACGGAUGUGGAUCGCCGCAAACCGGAGUACAUGGAGGCGAGUGUUGGCGCGGACUAUGCGGGUGUGGAAGGGUUGGAGCGUGUAACUGGUGUGGUGAGCAUCGGGCGUGCUGACGGGACAAUGCAGACGAGACCGGUGUUGUCAUAUUAUGUGACGGAUGAGGGCCACAUGGUUGGCGUGAGAGCGGAGGGAUUGGAAGAGCCUGGAGAGGAGUUGGAGCCGACGAUGCGACGUAUUCCGUUGUUGGAGGAGGAUCGGAAGCCGGGGUUGGCAGUGAGUGGUGCACUGAUCGACGCAUGGUGUUCGGUCAGUUUGUCGGACUGGGUGGAUUCGCAAUUGUCAGUUCGGCCACCUGCGAUGCCGACGCGAGUGUGUGGUGUGCAGACGGAUGCGGUGUUGCAACCGGAGGGUGUGAGUGCGCUGGUGGACCGGUCGUCGGUGUCGGUGAGCACAUUGGUGGGCGUGUACGGCUCGGAGAGCACAUGGACGCAGACUGCGGAGGCGGAGGUGGAGUCGACGCGUGUGUGGGUUUCGGAUCGUGUGGACGUGACGCAAUUGACGAAGCCGGCGUUGAGCUUGAAAGGUGCUUGCGUGCAAGCCAGUUUGUUGACGUCGCCGCUUGUGGAGGCAGCCCAGCACGUGUUGAUGGAGAUGCGAAGUGGUGUGUCACAGACGCCGAUUGUGUCCGAUACUGGUGUGUCUGAUGCGGAACGUGUGCGCAUGUUGGACGUGUGUACGAGUUACGCGCUGGGUCGAGUUGAAGUGUCGGAUGAGAAGUCCUAUGUGAUGCAUGCGGACAAGCGGUUGUGGUCUGGUCCGCCUCUCAUCGAGGCAUCUACGACGAAUGCGCAGUUCGGUGUUCGCGACAUGCGGUCGGUGUCGGUUGUGGAGCCGACGGAUGCGCGACCUGGUCACUGUUCCACCUGUGGACAACGAUUGUGGAUGGAGACGGAGCGUGGUGAGAUGGCGACGGAUGUGGAUCGCCGCAAACCGGAGUACAUGGAGGCGAGUGUUGGCGCGGACUAUGCGGGUGUGGAAGGGUUGGAGCGUGUAACUGGUGUGGUGAGCAUCGGGCGUGCUGACGGGACAAUGCAGACGAGACCGGUGUUGUCAUAUUAUGUGACGGAUGAGGGCCACAUGGUUGGCGUGAGAGCGGAGGGAUUGGAAGAGCCUGGAGAGGAGUUGGAGCCGACGAUGCGACGUAUUCCGUUGUUGGAGGAGGAUCGGAAGCCGGGGUUGGCAGUGAGUGGUGCAAUGAUCGACGCAUGGUGUUCGGUCAGUUUGUCGGACUGGGUGGAUUCGCAAUUGUCAGUUCGGCCACCUGCGAUGCCGACGCGAGUGUGUGGUGUGCAGACGGAUGCGGUGUUGCAACCGGAGGGUGUGAGUGCGCUGGUGGACCGGUCGUCGGUGUCGGUGAGCACAUUGGUGGGCGUGUACGGCUCGGAGAGCACAUGGACGCAGACUGCGGAGGCGGAGGUGGAGUCGACGCGUGUGUGGGUUUCGGAUCGUGUGGACGUGACGCAAUUGACGAAGCCGGCGUUGAGCUUGAAAGGUGCUUGCGUGCAAGCCAGUUUGUUGACGUCGCCGCUUGUGGAGGCAGCCCAGCACGUGUUGAUGGAGAUGCGAAGUGGUGUGUCACAGACGCCGAUUGUGUCCGAUACUGGUGUGUCUGAUGCGGAACGUGUGCGCAUGUUGGACGUGUGUACGAGUUACGCGCUGGGUCGAGUUGAAGUGUCGGAUGAGAAGUCCUAUGUGAUGCAUGCGGACAAGCGGUUGUGGUCUGGUCCGCCUCUCAUCGAGGCAUCUACGACGAAUGCGCAGUUCGGUGUUCGCGACAUGCGGUCGGUGUCGGUUGUGGAGCCGACGGAUGCGCGACCUGGUCACUGUUCCACCUGUGGACAACGAUUGUGGAUGGAGACGGAGCGUGGUGAGAUGGCGACGGAUGUGGAUCGCCGCAAACCGGAGUACAUGGAGGCGAGUGUUGGCGCGGACUAUGCGGGUGUGGAAGGGUUGGAGCGUGUAACUGGUGUGGUGAGCAUCGGGCGUGCUGACGGGACAAUGCAGACGAGACCGGUGUUGUCAUAUUAUGUGACGGAUGAGGGCCACAUGGUUGGCGUGAGAGCGGAGGGAUUGGAAGAGCCUGGAGAGGAGUUGGAGCCGACGAUGCGACGUAUUCCGUUGUUGGAGGAGGAUCGGAAGCCGGGGUUGGCAGUGAGUGGUGCAAUGAUCGACGCAUGGUGUUCGGUCAGUUUGUCGGACUGGGUGGAUUCGCAAUUGUCAGUUCGGCCACCUGCGAUGCCGACGCGAGUGUGUGGUGUGCAGACGGAUGCGGUGUUGCAACCGGAGGGUGUGAGUGCGCUGGUGGACCGGUCGUCGGUGUCGGUGAGCACAUUGGUGGGCGUGUACGGCUCGGAGAGCACAUGGACGCAGACUGCGGAGGCGGAGGUGGAGUCGACGCGUGUGUGGGUUUCGGAUCGUGUGGACGUGACGCAAUUGACGAAGCCGGCGUUGAGCUUGAAAGGUGCUUGCGUGCAAGCCAGUUUGUUGACGUCGCCGCUUGUGGAGGCAGCCCAGCACGUGUUGAUGGAGAUGCGAAGUGGUGUGUCACAGACGCCGAUUGUGUCCGAUACUGGUGUGUCUGAUGCGGAACGUGUGCGCAUGUUGGACGUGUGUACGAGUUACGCGCUGGGUCGAGUUGAAGUGUCGGAUGAGAAGUCCUAUGUGAUGCAUGCGGACAAGCGGUUGUGGUCUGGUCCGCCUCUCAUCGAGGCAUCUACGACGAAUGCGCAGUUCGGUGUUCGCGACAUGCGGUCGGUGUCGGUUGUGGAGCCGACGGAUGCGCGACCUGGUCACUGUUCCACCUGUGGACAACGAUUGUGGAUGGAGACGGAGCGUGGUGAGAUGGCGACGGAUGUGGAUCGCCGCAAACCGGAGUACAUGGAGGCGAGUGUUGGCGCGGACUAUGCGGGUGUGGAAGGGUUGGAGCGUGUAACUGGUGUGGUGAGCAUCGGGCGUGCUGACGGGACAAUGCAGACGAGACCGGUGUUGUCAUAUUAUGUGACGGAUGAGGGCCACAUGGUUGGCGUGAGAGCGGAGGGAUUGGAAGAGCCUGGAGAGGAGUUGGAGCCGACGAUGCGACGUAUUCCGUUGUUGGAGGAGGAUCGGAAGCCGGGGUUGGCAGUGAGUGGUGCAAUGAUCGACGCAUGGUGUUCGGUCAGUUUGUCGGACUGGGUGGAUUCGCAAUUGUCAGUUCGGCCACCUGCGAUGCCGACGCGAGUGUGUGGUGUGCAGACGGAUGCGGUGUUGCAACCGGAGGGUGUGAGUGCGCUGGUGGACCGGUCGUCGGUGUCGGUGAGCACAUUGGUGGGCGUGUACGGCUCGGAGAGCACAUGGACGCAGACUGCGGAGGCGGAGGUGCAGUCGACGCGUGUGUGGGUUUCGGAUCGUGUGGACGUGACGCAAUUGACGAAGCCGGCGUUGAGCUUGAAAGGUGCUUGCGUGCAAGCCAGUUUGUUGACGUCGCCGCUUGUGGAGGCAGCCCAGCACGUGUUGAUGGAGAUGCGAAGUGGUGUGUCACAGACGCCGAUUGUGUCCGAUACUGGUGUGUCUGAUGCGGAACGUGUGCGCAUGUUGGACGUGUGUACGAGUUACGCGCUGGGUCGAGUUGAAGUGUCGGAUGAGAAGUCCUAUGUGAUGCAUGCGGACAAGCGGUUGUGGUCUGGUCCGCCUCUCAUCGAGGCAUCUACGACGAAUGCGCAGUUCGGUGUUCGCGACAUGCGGUCGGUGUCGGUUGUGGAGCCGACGGAUGCGCGACCUGGUCACUGUUCCACCUGUGGACAACGAUUGUGGAUGGAGACGGAGCGUGGUGAGAUGGCGACGGAUGUGGAUCGCCGCAAACCGGAGUACAUGGAGGCGAGUGUUGGCGCGGACUAUGCGGGUGUGGAAGGGUUGGAGCGUGUAACUGGUGUGGUGAGCAUCGGGCGUGCUGACGGGACAAUGCAGACGAGACCGGUGUUGUCAUAUUAUGUGACGGAUGAGGGCCACAUGGUUGGCGUGAGAGCGGAGGGAUUGGAAGAGCCUGGAGAGGAGUUGGAGCCGACGAUGCGACGUAUUCCGUUGUUGGAGGAGGAUCGGAAGCCGGGGUUGGCAGUGAGUGGUGCAAUGAUCGACGCAUGGUGUUCGGUCAGUUUGUCGGACUGGGUGGAUUCGCAAUUGUCAGUUCGGCCACCUGCGAUGCCGACGCGAGUGUGUGGUGUGCAGACGGAUGCGGUGUUGCAACCGGAGGGUGUGAGUGCGCUGGUGGACCGGUCGUCGGUGUCGGUGAGCACAUUGGUGGGCGUGUACGGCUCGGAGAGCACAUGGACGCAGACUGCGGAGGCGGAGGUGGAGUCGACGCGUGUGUGGGUUUCGGAUCGUGUGGACGUGACGCAAUUGACGAAGCCGGCGUUGAGCUUGAAAGGUGCUUGCGUGCAAGCCAGUUUGUUGACGUCGCCGCUUGUGGAGGCAGCCCAGCACGUGUUGAUGGAGAUGCGAAGUGGUGUGUCACAGACGCCGAUUGUGUCCGAUACUGGUGUGUCUGAUGCGGAACGUGUGCGCAUGUUGGACGUGUGUACGAGUUACGCGCUGGGUCGAGUUGAAGUGUCGGAUGAGAAGUCCUAUGUGAUGCAUGCGGACAAGCGGUUGUGGUCUGGUCCGCCUCUCAUCGAGGCAUCUACGACGAAUGCGCAGUUCGGUGUUCGCGACAUGCGGUCGGUGUCGGUUGUGGAGCCGACGGAUGCGCGACCUGGUCACUGUUCCACCUGUGGACAACGAUUGUGGAUGGAGACGGAGCGUGGUGAGAUGGCGACGGAUGUGGAUCGCCGCAAACCGGAGUACAUGGAGGCGAGUGUUGGCGCGGACUAUGCGGGUGUGGAAGGGUUGGAGCGUGUAACUGGUGUGGUGAGCAUCGGGCGUGCUGACGGGACAAUGCAGACGAGACCGGUGUUGUCAUAUUAUGUGACGGAUGAGGGCCACAUGGUUGGCGUGAGAGCGGAGGGAUUGGAAGAGCCUGGAGAGGAGUUGGAGCCGACGAUGCGACGUAUUCCGUUGUUGGAGGAGGAUCGGAAGCCGGGGUUGGCAGUGAGUGGUGCAAUGAUCGACGCAUGGUGUUCGGUCAGUUUGUCGGACUGGGUGGAUUCGCAAUUGUCAGUUCGGCCACCUGCGAUGCCGACGCGAGUGUGUGGUGUGCAGACGGAUGCGGUGUUGCAACCGGAGGGUGUGAGUGCGCUGGUGGACCGGUCGUCGGUGUCGGUGAGCACAUUGGUGGGCGUGUACGGCUCGGAGAGCACAUGGACGCAGACUGCGGAGGCGGAGGUGGAGUCGACGCGUGUGUGGGUUUCGGAUCGUGUGGACGUGACGCAAUUGACGAAGCCGGCGUUGAGCUUGAAAGGUGCUUGCGUGCAAGCCAGUUUGUUGACGUCGCCGCUUGUGGAGGCAGCCCAGCACGUGUUGAUGGAGAUGCGAAGUGGUGUGUCACAGACGCCGAUUGUGUCCGAUACUGGUGUGUCUGAUGCGGAACGUGUGCGCAUGUUGGACGUGUGUACGAGUUACGCGCUGGGUCGAGUUGAAGUGUCGGAUGAGAAGUCCUAUGUGAUGCAUGCGGACAAGCGGUUGUGGUCUGGUCCGCCUCUCAUCGAGGCAUCUACGACGAAUGCGCAGUUCGGUGUUCGCGACAUGCGGUCGGUGUCGGUUGUGGAGCCGACGGAUGCGCGACCUGGUCACUGUUCCACCUGUGGACAACGAUUGUGGAUGGAGACGGAGCGUGGUGAGAUGGCGACGGAUGUGGAUCGCCGCAAACCGGAGUACAUGGAGGCGAGUGUUGGCGCGGACUAUGCGGGUGUGGAAGGGUUGGAGCGUGUAACUGGUGUGGUGAGCAUCGGGCGUGCUGACGGGACAAUGCAGACGAGACCGGUGUUGUCAUAUUAUGUGACGGAUGAGGGCCACAUGGUUGGCGUGAGAGCGGAGGGAUUGGAAGAGCCUGGAGAGGAGUUGGAGCCGACGAUGCGACGUAUUCCGUUGUUGGAGGAGGAUCGGAAGCCGGGAUUGGCAGUGAGUGGUGCACUGAUCGACGCAUGGUGUUCGGUCAGUUUGUCGGACUGGGUGGAUUCGCAAUUGUCAGUUCGGCCACCUGCGAUGCCGACGCGAGUGUGUGGUGUGCAGACGGAUGCGGUGUUGCAACCGGAGGGUGUGAGUGCGCUGGUGGACCGGUCGUCGGUGUCGGUGAGCACAUUGGUGGGCGUGUACGGAUCGGAGAGCACAUGGACGCAGACUGCGGAGGCGGAGGUGGAGUCGACGCGUGUGUGGGUUUCGGAUCGUGUGGACGUGACGCAAUUGACGAAGCCGGCGUUGAGCUUGAAAGGUGCUUGCGUGCAAGCCAGUUUGUUGACGUCGCCGCUUGUGGAGGCAGCCCAGCACGUGUUGAUGGAGAUGCGAAGUGGUGUGUCACAGACGCCGAUUGUGUCCGAUACUGGUGUGUCUGAUGCGGAACGUGUGCGCAUGUUGGACGUGUGUACGAGUUACGCGCUGGGUCGAGUUGAAGUGUCGGAUGAGAAGUCCUAUGUGAUGCAUGCGGACAAGCGGUUGUGGUCUGGUCCGCCUCUCAUCGAGGCAUCUACGACGAAUGCGCAGUUCGGUGUUCGCGACAUGCGGUCGGUGUCGGUUGUGGAGCCGACGGAUGCGCGACCUGGUCACUGUUCCACCUGUGGACAACAUUUGUUUUGGGAACCUUUUUCUGGUUCUUUGAUGGCUGAAGUUUUCCCUGUUUUUUCUUCUAGGUGUGUUACGGGUUCUUCUAGUUUCUUUGAUUUGUCUCUUAAGCUUUCUUCUUCUCUCGAUAUAUCCACAUUUGCUGAUUUUUCGUGCGAUACUUCGUUUCUGGUUGUUAGGAAACAUUUCGGUUCUCAAUAUUCUUUUGUUCCUGACUCUUACGAUGUUGGUGUCCUUGCUUGCUGCUCUUCUUCUGACUUUGGUUCUCAAUUUUAUGGCCCGGCUUUUGUUUCUUCGGAUGCCUCUGAUGUUCGUGAUUUUUCUUUUUUGUUUUAUGAGGACCAUAUUUUGCACGAUUUCCACGAACGCCAUGUUGAACACUUCUUUGUGCCAUCCACUGUUUCUUCCACUGCUGCCUCUGAUUUCUCUUGUCAGUUUUCUCCUGAAUGUGUUUUCCGUUCUCUGUCCUUCUCUGAUCGUGUCCGAAAUCUUUUUUGUAUUCGAAGUGAAUAUUUUGAUUGCUUGAAUUAUGAAGUCUAUCAACACUUACUUGCUCACGGCAUAGUUUCGGAAGCGGCAUGCCUGUUUUCAGGCGAUUACCGUUCAUCCCCUGAUUUGCCUUCCCGCCUUAUCAUGCCCGAAUGUUAUACUCAAACCGACCAGUUUGAAUCCUACUCGUUUUUGUGCGAGUUUGAAACCACCGAACUCUGUCAGUCUGAAACUUCUAGUUCUUCUAAUUAUCCCUUGUACAUGUCUCGGCGAACGCAGGGCUACUUGCGUGAAAUCGGUUGCAUGGCUCAGGAUACUUCUAAGACUGUUGCUGAUAUCGGUGUGCAGGUAGUGACAACUGUGCGGGAUUCGGAAAGUCUACCUGUCUCAUCAGUGCGACGUCUAGGCACACCCACUUAUGAUUUGAAUGCCUAUGACACUUACCUUCUGCGAAAUCGUCUGGGCCAGAUUCGUGAUGAGCAGGUUUCCUUUUCACCACCAGUUGAUUCUGUGCCUGUCCAAACAGAACCUGCGAUGGACCAGUUGGGUGGAAUUUUUGGAUCUGCGGAAAUUUAUCAUCAAAAGCUUUUGAGAGAUGAGCUUCUGGAGGUUGGAAUUCAGUGCAAUGGGGACUCUUCUCCUGACAAUUGGAAGGAUUUCUCCGCUUACUUUGAGGACAGGAGCAUAGAGGAGCACUACUUAGAAGUCACCAAAAAACGAAAAAAGCGGUUCUUAAGUGAAGUAACGGAAGAAAUCCCAACCGAAGCUGAACUUGUAAUGUGCGACGCAGAUAUACAAACUGAUUCGGAUUCUAUGAAAUUAGCUUCUUUUGGAAGAUGGAAAGAGAGCCGUAUAAUGUCACGCUGCCGUCAAGUCCAAACUGAACCCAUUCGUUUGAGGCAAAUCCGCUCAUCAUCCGAACUUUGUUGGGCUGAUACGGAGUUGUUUAAUGUAAUCCUUGUCGGUAUCAAUGCCACUCACGCUCGGGAAAAUGUGCUGGGCAUACAUAGCCCCCCAGAUCUGACAGUCCCAAUUCUGUCAGACCACGCGUCCUUCUUGGCCGAGCAACUCAACCACAAGACGGCAAAAGCUGCCAGUUGUCAAACGAUUUCCGAUGAUCAAGAAACACAACACAUUGAACCACAAUCUUGGACCGAAGGAUUUGGCUCACAAUCGCACUGGUCAGAAAGGCUCCAGAGAGGUUACCGUGAAGUUGAAGAUGCAGACUAUUCCACUAUUCGCGACGAAUACACACAUGCGCAGCCGGCCAUAAUUGUCCAGUUACGUCAACGAACCUGUCAGUAUGAAUUGCUUCGGACAAAUAUGAGACAACCAGAAGGGAUGUGGAACAGUAUUCGUGAGGUUCAGAGUCCCACCACGAAUUUCUUCGCCCCGGUUGGAUUAGCGAUCAGGCGAGGUUGGAUAAGGCUGGGCGAUCAGAAUGAGUACGUAGACCCGUCCACUGGAGAUUCAAUUCCCCUAGAAACAGCGUACCGAAUGGGUCGAAUUCGCUUAGCAACUGCUCACGCAGACACCGCAGCGGUGAUGGACGAAGGUAUGUCGGUUACACUGCUGAUAGAGAGAAUUUACUUCGGUUGGCGAAAAGCCAAGAUCAUCAGUGUCAUUGACACUGCCAAAGGAGAUAUGUUGCUUCCAGAGGCUGCUGUCUUUGAAGGCGUACUAGAAGUAUGCGGUGACGAGAUACGAUUCUUGGAUACAAUGACCAAUACAUGGUUAACCAUCGAGGAGGCUGUCGGCAGGCAAAUGAUCCAAGUGGUGGCUGUGGACUCUUCUAGUGAUUCAAGUUCCAGCGAGGAAGAAGAACCUGCCACUUGUCGCGUGUACCAGGUUACACAUAUCUGUCCAGGUGGAGAGGAUGUCCUCUGGAUGACAACAACAGAAGCUACGCGGCUUGGAUUAUUCAACGGUGAGACAGGUGAUAUUGCAGCUGAUUGGCCAGGUAGGCCAUCGUUACAUCUUCUGGACGCGAUCGAUUCUCGGCAAGCAUUAAAUGUUGUCCCCACAAAAUGGUUCUCUUUCCUGACGGCUAGACACUCUGGUUGGAUACGACUUGUUCGAGAAUGUGAUCCUCAAAGAUGGAUUGUAACUUAUUCGAUGCAACAAUCAGAACCAGGCGCAGUCCUAUUAUCCAGACAGAUUAAUUUGGUAGCCUACACGAAUGUUGUUGAAUCUGAUGAUUUCUCCGAAAGCUCUGACCAAAGUUUUACCCGCUGGCAGCAGUCACGAUCCAAUGGGAUGUGUACUACGGGGUUGACCACUGAAGAACCUGCGGUACAUAGGCGUUAUUCCGCCUCCAUGUCCUCAUCCUUCUUUAACAAAAGCACCAGCCAGUUUCCAAUUCGCAACACAGAACACUUAGAAACUGAGCAUAUCAGCUACAGUAUGCGAAAAAGCGAACUUAGCCGUCCACCUUAUGCUACAUCAGAAUUCCAGGCAGAUAGCCACACGACAUCUUCGAGUUCCGGGUCUCCAGAGUAAGACUCGAGAACUUGAUUUAUUGUAGAGUGUAUUUAUCUUUCCAUAGCAAUAUCCAAUGUGUUUUCUUUAUAUCGACUAGAAACUUCGUCAGUCCUGGUAAAGAAUGCUUCAGUACUUUAGACGAAUCUAUUGAGGGGAGCUCAUUCAGUUUCUUUUUCGACUAACCACUUUUCGACAGCCCCCUGCGCAUAACACAUUAACUAAAAAUAGCUACAACAUUAGCGAUUGGCGCCUUUUCAUCGUUCUUAGUUGCUCGCCCCUUGUGUUAAGAAUCAUCACUUCCAUUACUUUUUGAAGACUGCCAAAUAAGACGAGUGAUGCUAGGUCUUUUUCUCCCAAACUUUUUAUACACUCGGAAAUUCUGUCAAAUAUAUACUCUUUUUAUUCUCUUGUCUAUUGAACCCAAGCCAUUUGUGUACUGCAAUACAAUCGAUUCGUCCCAUCC